AUGGCAGAUCCCAUCCGCUGGGCCCGGUACCGCUGGCAGCGACUGAUAUCUGCAGAGGGUGGAGAAGGUAGCAGCAGCAGCAGCAACAAUGCAAGUAACAAGUGCUAUCAGUCAUCAAAAACUACUGGGAAACACAGGAUAGUGAUACCCUGUUUGGGGCAUUUUAAGGAAGAGUAUGAAAAAGUAUCCAAACUGUACAUGAACAAUAAAAUCCGGACCACGAAGUACACUUUACUGAAUUUUCUCCCACGGAAUUUGUUUGAACAGUUUCACAGAGUUGCCAACUUGUAUUUCCUAUUUCUAGUUGUCCUAAAUUGGGUUCCUCUGGUUGAAGCCUUCCAAAAAGAAAUUACAAUGCUACCUCUAGUAGCAGUUCUGACAAUUAUUGCAGUGAAAGAUGGUCUGGAAGAUUACUCAAGAUAUAAAAUGGAUAAACAGAUAAACAACUUGGUAACCAAAGUUUAUAGCAGGAAGGAGAAGAAAUACAUGGAUAAACACUGGAAAAAUGUCAACGUUGGGGACUUCAUCCGGCUAUCCCGUAAUGAAAUCAUUCCUGCUGACAUGGUGCUCUUGUAUUCUAGUGACCUGGAUGGCAUCUGUUAUAUUGAAACUGCUGGCCUUGAUGGAGAAACCAACCUAAAGCAGAGGCAGGUGGUGAGAGGAUAUUCAGAGCAGGUCUCUGAAAUUGACCCAGAAAACUUUUCCAGUAGAAUAGAAUGUGAAAGUCCUAACGAUGACCUCAAUCACUUCCGAGGCUUUGUUGAGCAUUCCAACAAGGACCGAGUGGGCCUCAGCAAGGAGAACUUACUGCUCCGAGGAUGCACUGUGAGAAACACAGAGGCUGUUGUGGGCAUAGUAGUAUAUGCAGGUCAUGAAACCAAAGCCAUGCUGAACAACAGUGGCCCUCAUUACAAGCGCAGCAAACUGGAGAGGAAGGUGAACACUGAUAUUCUUUGGUGUGUUCUGCUGCUGGUUUUGAUGUGUUUGACUGGUGCAACAGGCCAUGGAGUUUGGUUAAGUAGGUAUUCAGAAAUACCAUUUUUUAACAUCCCUGAGCCAGAUGGAAAAUUGAUUCCUCCAGCAUUAGCAGGGUUCAACAUGUUCUGGACGAUGAUAAUUUUAUUACAGGUCUUGAUCCCAGUUUCACUCUACGUUUCAAUUGAGAUUGUCAAGUUGGGGCAAAUUUAUUUAAUCCAGAAUGACAUUGAUUUUUACCAUGAGAAAACAGACUCAACAAUCCAGUGUCGAGCACUGAACAUUGCUGAAGACCUUGGCCAGAUCCAAUACAUCUUCUCUGACAAGACUGGAACCCUCACUGAAAACAAGAUGGUUUUUCGGAGGUGCAGCAUUGCAGGCCAGGAGUAUUGCCAUGAGGAAAACGCAAAGAGGUUGGAAUCCUAUCAAGAGGUGGAUUCAGAGGAUGAGGGUUCAGCUGAUCAUCAGUGUGGCUCUUCAGCCCAUGUGUCAAAAUGCCAGGGGCACAACUGCACACCUGUGAAUCGACCUCUGAACAGGAAGUCUUUGAAUCAAUUAUUAAGAAGGCAAGAUGGAACAGAUGAUGCUUCCCACCCAGGACAUGUUGCUUUCAGCAGCCCCAUUGAGACAGAUGUUUUACCAGACACACAACUGCUGGAGAAGUUCAGUCAGAUUUCUUCUGAUUCCUAUCAACAACCAGAAGAAGCCACCAGCAAGUUCUCUUUGGAGACAAUGUACAUCACUGACUUCUUUCUUGCUCUGGCAAUCUGUAAUACUGUUGUAGUUUCAGUCCCCAAUCAGCCACGUCAGAAGAUGAGACUUGCCUCCCUGGGUAGGAUGCCAAUCAAAUCACUUGAGGAAAUCAGGCAGAUGUUCCAGAGGCUGUCAGUCCGCAGGCAGAGUUCCUCCCCACUUCCAAGUGUAAAAGAAUCAUCAUCAUCAUCUGAAAGCCCAACCAGUUUUGUGAGCAAACUGUCUAUUUUCAGAAUGAAACUGGCUUCUCCUGCUUUGGAUGGAGCUGCUCAAAGGGCUGCUGAUCCUCAUCGCACUGACAGCCCAGACAAUUCCCAAGUGCCUCAAGCAGGAGGCAUGGGGAAGGUCGCUGCCGGCGGUGAACACCACAGUGCUGCCUCACCUGGUGAAUCAUCUCCUGUUCCUAGGCUGUGUUACGAAGCUGAGAGCCCAGAUGAAGCUGCCUUGGUUCAUGCUGCUAGAGCUUAUAAAUGUGUUUUACAGUCUAGGACUCCAGAGCAAGUCACUGUGGACUUUGCAGGCCUGGGAUCUCUAACGUUUCAGCUUUUGCACAUCCUGCCCUUCGAUUCCCUGCGGAAGAGGAUGUCGGUGGUGGUGCGGCACCCGCUCUCCAACAGCGUGGUGGUGUACACGAAAGGGGCAGACUCAGUCAUGAUGGACUUGGUGAGAACUGCACCUGAAGGCCCAAAGUUAGAAACAGAACAAAAGAAGAUUAAAGAGAGAACUCAGAAGCAUUUGGAUGCCUAUGCCAGAAGAGGACUGCGUACCCUGUGUAUUGCUAAGAAGGUGAUGAGUGAUGCAGAAUAUGCAGAGUGGUUAAAUCAUCAUUUUUUAGCAGAAACCAGUAUUGACAAUAGGGAGGCACUGCUGCUGGAAUCUGCCAUGAGGCUGGAGACUGAACUAACAUUGCUGGGUGCCACCGGCAUCGAGGAUCGACUGCAGGAGGGAGUGCCAGACACCAUCCAGGCCUUGAGGAGAGCAGGGAUGAAAGUAUGGAUGCUGACAGGUGACAAGAGAGAGACAGCUGUCAACAUUGCCUAUGCUUGUCAGCUGCUGGAACCAGAUGACAGAAUCUUCACUCUCAAGUCACAGAGUAGGGAUGCCUGUGCCUUGGUGAUGAGCAAAAUUCUAGAAGACAUUCAGAAGAAUACUUCUGCUCAAAAAAGCCCCAGCCAGAAACCUGGGAAUGUCUGUGCAAGCCCCUCCACCCAAGCUCCAGGGUUCAGUGCAGGCCUGGUUAUUGAUGGAAGGACUUUAGAGCAUGUUCUUCAUGACAGCCUACAGAAUGUUUUCUUGGAACUCACAGCAAAAUGUCGGGCAGUGGUCUGUUGCCAAGCCACCCCCCUGCAGAAGAGUGUCCUGGUCAGACUGGUGAGGAAUAAACUACAGGCAAUGACAUUAGCUGUAGGUGAUGGUGCCAAUGACGUCAGUAUGAUCCAGGUGGCUGACAUUGGUGUGGGAAUAUCAGGCCAGGAAGGCAUGCAGGCUGUGAUGGCAAGUGACUUUGCCAUCUCUCACUUCAGACACCUCAGGAAGCUGCUGCUUGUUCAUGGUCACUGGUGCUACACCAGGCUCACCAACAUGGUGCUGUACUACUUCUACAAGAACGUGGCCUAUGUGAACCUCCUCUUCUGGUACCAGUUCUUCUGUGGGUUUUCAGGCACCUCAAUGACUGACUACUGGAUCUUGAUUCUUUUCAACCUCCUUUUCACAUCAGUGCCACCCAUCCUUUAUGGUGUCUUGGACAAAGAUGUGCCUGCAGAGAUACUCCUGCAGCUCCCACAGCUGUACAUGAGCAGCCAGAAAUCUGGGGCUUACUUGCCUUCAACUUUCUGGAUAACCUUGCUGGAUGCUUUCUACCAAAGCCUGGUUUGCUUUUUUGUGCCUUACUUUACUUACAAUGGCUCAGACAUAGACAUUUUCUCCUUUGGAAACCCUAUAAACACAGCAGCACUCUUCACAAUACUGUUUCAUCUUCUCAUUGAGUGCAAGUCUCUGACUUGGAUACAUGCAGCAGUUAUGCUUGGCAGCAUCCUGCUCUACUUUGUCUUCACUCUGGUUUUUGGGGCAGCCUGCAAAACCCACAGCUCACCACCAAAUCCUUACUGGGUCAUGGAAAAGCAGAUGGCAGAUCCAGUAUUCUACUUGGUUUGCCUCCUGACUACUUGUGUUGCUCUGCUACCCAGGUAUUUGCUGAGAGUGCUCCAAGGAACAUUGUUUCCAUCUCCAGUGUUGAGAGCCAAGCACCUUGACAGGCUGAGCCCCGAGGAGAGGAGGGCAGCAAUUAAGAAGUGGAAAGAUGACUGCACUGGAAACUGCCUGUUCAAGAGGACACCUCCUUACCAAACCUUCAGGAUGAGUCUGGGAAUACCACUGGCCUGA
Messenger RNA from Indicator indicator, 4110 nucleotides. RefSeq names its product ATPase phospholipid transporting 10D (putative) (gene ATP10D). Gene Ontology annotation, biological process: phospholipid translocation. Lineage: Eukaryota; Metazoa; Chordata; Aves; Piciformes; Indicatoridae. Gene Ontology annotation, cellular component: plasma membrane. Gene Ontology annotation, molecular function: magnesium ion binding; ATP binding; ATPase-coupled intramembrane lipid carrier activity. The transcript has 24 exons. The record is from RefSeq and is a predicted model, not a curated record. Bases 1 to 4110 code for a protein of 1369 amino acids.